Molecule: messenger RNA, 2457 nt
Organism: Blastomyces dermatitidis ER-3
Lineage: Eukaryota; Fungi; Ascomycota; Eurotiomycetes; Onygenales; Ajellomycetaceae
Exons: 1
Coding region: 1-2457 (818 amino acids)
Source: RefSeq, a predicted model, not a curated record
AUGUCGCGCCGUUUUCCGGCCCUAGCAGUCGUUCUACAGCUUGCAGUUGCAGUACACAAUCCGUUUUGCCUGGCAGAUCAUAUCUCACCCCGUGCCACAACUAUACCUAGGGGGGGUUUUGUACCCGCCUGCGCACAGGGUUGCCUGCUCUCCUUUUUAAAAUUAGACUUCCCCGCUGCGGCCUGCCCGAAUUCACGCGACCUAUCCUGUCUCUGCACCAGAAGAUCUACCACGGGGUUUACGCUUGGUGAAGGUGCCCUGCGUUGUGUGUACGCCUUCUGUUUGAACCCUGGUAUCCGGGAGCUCCAGGUAUAUGCCAUCUGUUCUGGCAUCCGGAACGCCCUUCCAAAUACCCAUACUGCAAUCACCAUCACAUCUACAGCCAUGACGACGACGCAAGCAGAUCCAUCCCCUUCAACAACCGUUUCCGAGACCACCCUCCCCACAACUUCAACCCUGAGCACUACCUACUCAUCCACUUUGACAACGCCAACUAUUUCAAGUACUAGCGCAACACUUCUAUCAACUGCCUUAUCAUCAUCCAGUACUCUGGCCCCUCUGGAUCCAACCGGACUUCCACCCGGACUCCCCGAGCCUCCUGCAGCCAAUGAUGAACCAUCCAUGACCAGUGCCCAGGUAAUAGGGGCUUCCAUCGGAGGUGCAGUUGCAGGUGCAUCGUUAUUGGCCUUGAUCAUAUUAUUACUCUUAAAGAGCCGCCGAAAAAGGAUGAUGGCAGCUCAUGAGAGCGAAUUCGAAAUUGGCGGGCAAAUGUCCGAACCCACUCCACAGGGUUCUACAGCGGGAUAUCGGGGUGGCCCGACUCUCGGAUCCCCCAUUGGCAUAUACAACGAACCAGUCGCUCGUCGGCUUACCCAUCCAUCUAACACUACCAAACAAUCAGAAGCUACUUCCCCAGAUGCUGGUAACUUUCCGUAUCCAUAUCCCGCCUACAGCCAUAGCGGGAGCGAUGAUGCGAGUUUAUCGACCCCCAAUGCGACAAAGUCUAAAUCGCCUCGUAGAAUAUCGCAAUUGCUACCGGAAAAACCCAACUACGAGGUAUACUCCUCGCAGCAUCCGAUUACGGAACGCUUGGGACGCCGCCCGGAAAGUUCGGCCACAGUAUUUGAAGAAGAUUAUGAUGGGGAUAGGAAGGCCCUUCUUGCGGCAAACAGCCACUGGCCCACCGCACAUCCAGGCGGCGGAUAUAAAAAUAUGUCUGCGUACAGGAAUUAUUCACAACCGCAGCAGUUUGGUAUUCAAUACACGACUUACCAGAAUACUGGGAGACAUCAGCCGCAACACCGGCAACGGCCGCAGCCUCCAACGUUAAGACUAGUAACCCCCGCCAGGAGCAACUCGUACCAGGGUCGAACAAAUAUGGCCACCUCGCCUCCAAAGGUUAUGUACCAACGCGUGGAUUCGGGAUUAUCCAUGCGAUCCAACGGGACAAGGCUGGGCGGACAUCCGAAUUUAUACCCACGGGCUGGAGCUGGUGCUGGUGCUGGAGCAUGGAGGCAUGGUGGAUCAGUCGACCUAAAUCGACGACGACCGAACGAUCGAACGUCCGCCGGGUCAGUUACAAGUUUUGAGUCCGUGGAUAUGAAUGACGGGAAUAGGAAUGGUAAUGCAGGGAUUGUCCCCAAGCGCACCACCGUUCGCCUCAGCCCUGUCAGGGAAAGGCCAACAUCCCCGGAUCCGAAUGCGUACCCGGCACCACUAUCCAGGCCAGUGAGGUACCCACCAAUGAACGGACGAUCUGCAUCAACUAGUUAUAAUUUUCAAGGGCAAGGAUAUAGUGAAAGAGUCAACGACGUGACUAUGGGGAAUGGAGCGAAUGGCGGCAACUCACGUUUAUAUCCAUAUCCGUAUCCGUAUCCGUAUCGUAAUCCCGCUGGUACCACAAAUAACAUUCCCAAAUUUCCGAAAUUCCAUCAACCACUCCGACCGCCAAUACCUCGCCCUCAGCCGGAAUCGCAAACACAGCCACAACCACAACCACAACCACAGCAUCAAUACUCACCACCCACCCUCAAUGAACCACGAAAUAGCCGAACCAGCAGCAACAGCAAUAGCAGUAGCAACAACAGCCUCCUAAGCAAACGCCGCGGAGAAGCCAUGGCAGAUAAGAUGGAGAGCGAGCUAGAUGUCGACAAAGCAAGCAGACGCCGUCCCAGCCCUUUGAAUUCUGGGAGCAAGUCGGAGAGUGGUGCUGGAGCGGCGGCACAGGGAGGACUGAGGACGCCGUUGCCGUCGGUGGGUUUUAAGGCGCGGCAGAACAGGCAGGCGCAGGAACGACAGCAGCAGAAGCAGCAGCAGCAGCAAGGGAGGCGGGAUAGAGAUAUGACUGACGAUGAUAACGUCGCUGAUGUGGAACAACAGUCUGACCUGCUAGGAUCGCAGGGGCGGAAAUUGACGCCCACGAGACGCGGGCCGGAUUUAUAUCUUAAUGUCGAGUGA